Messenger RNA from Lichtheimia ornata, 675 nucleotides. RefSeq lists its product as uncharacterized. The transcript has 2 exons. Gene Ontology annotation, molecular function: RNA binding. Bases 1 to 675 code for a protein of 224 amino acids. The record is from RefSeq and is a predicted model, not a curated record. NCBI's taxonomy places the organism in Eukaryota, Fungi, Mucoromycota, Mucoromycetes, Mucorales, Lichtheimiaceae.
AUGCAAUUCGGUCGCAAAUUCGAGUCGAUCAUCAACGACGAUCCUGCACAUACGCCUGUGACAUUACGUGCUGUGAUACCGCCUGAUAAACCUGGUGCUUUAAUUGGCGUCAAGGGUCAAGUGCAUCGGCAGAUUGAAGACAUGUUCAACGUGAGACUUGUGCUGCACAUGGUGCGAGAUCAGUAUGGUCGUCUAUUGCAGAUAUUCGGUCACCCCAAACGCAUCGCCCCGGCACUUCGUGAUGCGCUGAUUCGUAUGUAUGGACAACGGCAGUUUGAGCUGAACUAUGGGCAGGAAAUAGGUGUGGAUUUCUUGAUACCAAAGUUGUUUGCAGAUUGGCUUGUGGAGAAUGAUCAAUUGGCAAGGAUUCAUCGUGUGAGCAAGGCGUCAUUACGUUUAUAUCGUCGAUGUCUUCCACAUACGACAGAGCAGAUCUUGAAGAUUUCCGUAUCAAGUCGCCGGAUCCAAUGCAUGGAUGAAUUCGAAACGGCUGUCAGAAUGCUUGCGUAUCUCACUCAAAAGAAUAUCGACAAGGCCAUGUCUCCUUACAACGUGUACCAUGUUCCUGGAUCAACACCCAAUGAUACCAAUAAUCAAGUCGCAGUGAUUCUUCAACAACAACCAGACAUCGCCAAACCACUUCCUGAUGUCAUCUUUACACAACACAACCCAUAA